Sardina pilchardus (European sardine) is the source of this 3418-nucleotide messenger RNA. RefSeq names its product adhesion G protein-coupled receptor G3-like. Gene Ontology annotation, cellular component: plasma membrane. The transcript is spliced from 14 exons. Bases 346 to 2322 code for a protein of 658 amino acids. Gene Ontology annotation, biological process: adenylate cyclase-activating G protein-coupled receptor signaling pathway; cell surface receptor signaling pathway. The record is from RefSeq and is a predicted model, not a curated record. Gene Ontology annotation, molecular function: G protein-coupled receptor activity. NCBI's taxonomy places the organism in Eukaryota, Metazoa, Chordata, Actinopteri, Clupeiformes, Clupeidae.
UCACGCUGUUCAGAGUAUGACAGCACGCCACCGGCUUAAGUCUAUGAGACUCAGAUAGAGACAGAAAUCAUAGACUGUCCUAAAGAAAGCUUCUGAAAUUUGCAUAUUUCAGUCACGCUUGUUAUUGCGGUCAACAGUAUGUGUCAUCAGAGACGCGAGGAAUUUUUCGUCGUUUCAUGAGGCAAGCUUGCUUUGGUUGCUUAGCGAAGCGGCAAAUGGUUACAGUUUCAUAAAGUUACUGCACUGUGGGGAAACAACUUAUUUAAGAAGACAUCCUAUCAACACGAGAUCGAUUGCAUAAAAAUCGCAUAAGAGUUGAAGGUGAGACGGUAAAGGGAGGCUCCAAUGAUGUGGGGCCAGGCAAUAAGAGGAAUUCUGGGAAUGAUUUGUUUCAUUGCUCCAAUGGGCCAAGUGAAAAGUGAGAGCGACCUUGACUUUAAGAUGUGUGGAACAUGGCAUCACGGUUCUGGCGACAGGAUCCUGGAGUUUGCGCUGACCAAAGGCUGUGGCUCCCUCCACAUCAGCGCUAAUGAGACCACCCUGUCCAUCAGGGGCAGCAUCACAGCCAGCCAUGAGGCUGCGGAUCAGAUCCAAUUGGGCGACAAGCGGGGGGGUUUCAGCCCCUUCUGUGUGCUGUGGGAGCCGCUGGUGGACCGUCUGCGGGUCGAGGUGGACGGGAAGAACCGCACAGUUCUGAGAUCAGCCGGGUUGCAGGAGGGCUGUUGCACGGACCUUUCCCCCGGAAAACAGGAUGCAGCUCAAACCUCAUACGGCAUUGCAAAUGGCACCAUGCGAACCGAUGUUAUGAGCUUCAAAACAUUUAGGACAUAUGAGUUCGAUGGACAAACCAUCAACUGCAAAAAAGAAUUUUGUGCUGAUGAAGCAACCAGAAAAGUGAAUAUGAUUGAGGAAGCAAUGAUGAAAUCCGAUGUCCUGGGCAUUGUAAAUUCUGCAUGCUUUCAGGGAGAAGUUGUGGAGAUGGAUGAUAACUUCACAGGGCGUGAUAUAGCAUUUCCGGGGGAAGCGACUGCAAGGGGACCUCGGCCGUCAGUACCACAACCUUCAGUGCACCUGCCGGCCUCUUUAAAACCUGAAACAGCGAGAAAAGCCAAAGUUGUGUGCACCUUCUUCAAGAACAAUACCAUAUUUAACAAAGGAUUCGAGAAAAAGCAGCCAGGCGCGAGGAUCCUGGAAGAUGUUGUGGGAAUUUCGGUCGAAAAUGAGAUCAUCAUUGGACUGCCUGAGCCUGUCAAGAUUGGCUUCCACCAUCGUGCUCUACCAAAAAAUCAUUCCAGAACAUGUGUUUCCUGGGAUACAAGAACAGCACCCGAGGUUGACUGGAAGACUGAUGGUUGCAAGACCGUACCGAUUGAUGAGCAUAAGACAGAAUGCCACUGUAAUCACCUGACCUACUUCUCCAUUCUAGUGCAAAUUGAACAACGCGACUCACAGUGCCAUCUAGAGGCCCUGACUUUUAUUACAGCCGUGGGAUGCGCUGUGUCGGCCCUCAGCUGUGUCAUCCUGUUCUAUUCACUCUGCAAGAAGAGCAAAAAGAAGUCUAAGGACCAGUCGGCGCCGAUCCACCGCGGCCUGGUGGUCACCCUGUUCUUCCUCAGCAUGCUCUUCAUCCUGACCGGCGUGUUGGCCAAUGUGGGAGGGGAGUCUAUGUGCCGGGUGGUGGGGGCGCUGCUGCACUACGCCCUGCUCGCCUCUUUCUGCUGGAUGGCCGUGGAGAUCUUCCACACCUUCUGGAUGGUCUACAUGAUCUUCAGCGACCCGCCAAAACCAUUCAUCUGGUGCAUACUGGGAUUCGGUAUUCCUGCUGUCCCAGUUGCCAUUCUGGUCUCCAGAGAUGACAUCUACGGCUUGAGAGAAGUGAGGCCCAGCGGUGAUGUUGACAAUCCAUACAAGAUGUGUUGGAUGAAGGACAACAGCAACGCCUGGCUGGCUCACUACCUGACCAAUGUGGCCUUCCUCCUCCUCCUGAUCUCCACUGGGCUGGUCAUGCUGUUUGUAGUCCUCAGAAAGAUCCGGAAUCGAGACGAGUGGAGGAAGAGGAAGCUGGCGUUCCUCAGCAUGUGGGGCCUCAGCUGUCUCUACGGGACCACGUGGGCGUUCGGCCUGCUGGAGAUCGGCCCUUACUACUGUCCAGUCACCUUCCUCUUCUGCAUUAUCAACACUUUACAGGGUUUCUUUAUAAUGCUGCGGUACUAUGUCCUGGAGCGGAUUCGAAACAGUAAGGAGUCGAUUCUGGAUGGAAGUAGCUCAGGAUCCACACGGCAACACAUGCUACAACCCCACGGAAAGGGUGCUUCAGAAUGAAAAUGGAGGACAAUAAUCUAUCUGUUGCCUCACCACAACCAAUGCUUUCGAAAAGACUAUUGGCCAGUUACCAGGUGUUGGUUCAACACCUUUUUAUAUAGUUCACAUUUUGCUCACAAUGUGGUAAAAAGAUGACAUGUUGACAACUUGUCCUUGAUAUCAAAUGUUCUGAAUUUACUAGAUACUCUCACAAUGAGUGUCAAAUUCCAUUGAUGUGACAUCAGGGAUAUACUGUAUUUGAUUUAUAGCAAAUGUAGGCCUGCUAUAUGCUGUCUCUUAUUUUUUAUUCAUCAGCGAUCAGACAGAAAUAAUUAUGUGUUUUGUUUCCCAGCUGGCUGGACAUGACCAUGUUAUCAUGCCAAUAUGUAGGGACCGUGCGCUUAUGCAGGACCAGGGUAUUUUAUUUGUCUGAUAUAUUAAGGCCAUGAUAAGCUCAUUCUUUUUGCGUCAAUGUUUUUAUGUUAUAAUAAGGCAUUUAGCACUUUAGCCACCUUUUUUAUCCAUCAGAUAAUACACAAGAUAGACAUUUGUGUGUACACCUGUCACAAAUUAGAUACUGUGACAGGCAUUCCAAACGUGUACCUAUAAAAAAUACUGUUACCAUUACUAGUUGGCCUAUAAAUUACAUCUUACUUUAAAUGGACAAUUGAAGUGUCGGUUAUAGUGUUGGACCAUUGAAGUGUUGGUUAUAUGUUCAAUUGGAGCUAGAUGACCGAGAACAGAGGUUGCUGUCAUUGUGUGCAUUUGACCUAUUCCUUGGUCCAGCGUGGGUUUUGUCAUUGUCCAUAGAGGACUGUAGCGCUUCAUGACCUUUUUUCUGUUUCACUGAUGACGUGUCCUGCUGUUUUCUGUCUGUCUGACAUAUAGGGGCCUAAUUCUCAAUAGAGAAGGAUUACUGAAUACUUCAGUCAUUCACACUGAACACAAACCCUUAGAUUCUUCUUUUUGCACUUUUGUGUUUCAUUCGUUUUCAGAGUACUGUGACAAAUCUUUUUUUUAUUUUGAAAAAAAAACUUUUCUUAUAUUUGUAUAUUUUGCAUUUAAAAAAAAUGUAUUUUCAGAUGUGCGUUGUCGUGUUUAUUAAAGAUGAUCUUCC